GAAAAUGAUCGAAAUUCACGCUUUGACAUUUUGAGAACGCAAAAAGGGUAAGCAGAGGUAAAUAUGAGGCGUGUGAAGCGCAUUUCAAAAACUAGCAUUCCUAGAGUGGAUAAAAUAGCUAAAAAGGACGAUUGUCAACACCUUAAGGAAGCCCAGAUUGAUUUCGUGGAUUGUGACAUCGUGAAAGAGGAGUACGAGAUUCAAGACCUCCAAGACGCUCCAGCGGAGAAAUUCGUCCUCAAGCGAAGCUUUGUGCCGGAGAGAAUGAAGGAAAGAGCUGCAAAGAAGCCGACGGAGGAGCUGCGCAAGGUUUCGCGCACCGUUGAGAGAUAUUUUAAGUGUGCUCACUGUGCGAAGCAAUUCCUCAGCAAGAAUGUCCUGUUCCAGCACAUGCAGGAGCACCUGCAGGAGAAGAACCAGGAGGGAAACCAGGAGAAGCCGUGUGCGGCCACAAGGCUGCUCGAGUUGAUGCUGAAGCAGCAGCGAGAAAUCAUGGAUUCACUGAAAGAGACGAAAAGCACCCAAAUGGAGAUCAUGAAAUCCUUGCAACAGAUUAAUCAGCAGCAAAAGCAGACCCGCGAAUCACUCUCACAAAUACAAAGCAAGCUCGUUGGAUCAAUAAGGAUAGGAACUCCCGAUCCGCAAGAGUGCUACUUCCCGAUUUGCAAUCUGGAGGAGUACGAGCACGCAAAGAUGGAAUAUGAGACAAAUGCCGAGACUGCGAACGCAAUGAGAGCCUACAUGUCAAAAACCACCAAGAACAGCGGGAAUUGGCUGGUCAGAAUCUUUCAGGAGGAUUUUCUGGUGAAUAACUUCAAUAUAAUCGGAGUCAAUGGUAAAAUGAGCCUGAAGCAGGACGAAUUCGUCAAAUAUUGCAGCAUGCACGUGAAGAGUGGCAACGAUAUGAGUACGCAUUUUACCAAAGUCAGGAACAAAUUAAUGAAGCGAACAACUCGUGAUAAGAAGCUGCAACUUAUUGAAGAAUCGUUGCUAGCAGCUGAACAAGAACAAAAUGAGGAAAACUCCAACUCUUCUGAUGAUGAUUCGCCAGAGAGUCCGCCAGCGAGUCGUCCAGGGUCUCCGGAAUUCGUUUCUUUUUGAGCUUUCGCGCUCUUUUUCUUGAGUUUAAGGUUUUCUUGAGUUAGUUUAUCAUUUAUUCUUUAGCUGUUUACGUUGAAUUGACAUUGAAGUUAAACAAUUUGAUUCAGAAAAAGAA
Messenger RNA from Phlebotomus argentipes, 1216 nucleotides. RefSeq lists its product as uncharacterized. Lineage: Eukaryota; Metazoa; Arthropoda; Insecta; Diptera; Psychodidae. The transcript is spliced from 6 exons. The record is from RefSeq and is a predicted model, not a curated record. The coding region runs from base 64 to 1101 and encodes 345 amino acids.